This is a messenger RNA of Passer domesticus (house sparrow), 4211 nucleotides long. RefSeq names its product bactericidal permeability-increasing protein-like. Gene Ontology annotation, biological process: innate immune response; defense response to Gram-negative bacterium; lipopolysaccharide-mediated signaling pathway. NCBI's taxonomy places the organism in Eukaryota, Metazoa, Chordata, Aves, Passeriformes, Passeridae. The transcript is spliced from 15 exons. The record is from RefSeq and is a predicted model, not a curated record. Bases 1050 to 2570 code for a protein of 506 amino acids. Gene Ontology annotation, molecular function: lipopolysaccharide binding.
CAGCCCGGGGACAGGGACACGGAGGAGCCGGGAGCAUGGCAGGAGCUGCGGCCCCCGCGGUGCAGGGCACUGCACCCACCCGGCACGGUGAGUGGGUGCAUGGCAGGGGCACCGUGGGGCAGAGGGGCUGUGCUGGGCAUUGGGCCGGGGGUCAGGGUCAGCUCUGGGGCACUGCUGGGGGCACCGGCCACCCCUGCAGCCAUGGCUGGGGGCACUGGGCAUCCCAGGCCAGCGGGCAGCAGCUCUCAAGGCCUCCAUGAGGUGCAUUAUGUGGGCUGUGUCCCUCUGGCGAGGCUGCCCGUGGGCUCUGUGUGCCCCCGUGGUGCUGAGAUGAGGCCCUGGCCCUCCUGGAGGUACCCCUGGGUGUGCCAGGCUGGAUCCAGGAGGGCAGCUGGACCCCUGUCAUCCACGGCACUGCAGGGGCUCACCCUGGCUGGGGGACAGUCCUGCUGAUGGUGGCUCCUUCCCCACAGCUGGGUUUUCAGAGGGGAUUGCACAGUUCUGCUCUCACUCUGUCCCAGCUUUUCCCUCACUUCCCUGGGGGCAGCCCGGACACCCUGAUCCCCCCUGGAAUGAACACAGGGUUCCCAGAGCCCCUCCCAAAGUGGGAGCAGCCGCUGCCCCCCGCUGCAAUGGGCAGAGCCCUGUUUGCCCCGGUGCAGGCCCUGCCCCAGGAGCUGCUCACCGUGUCCCUGUCCCCACUCCCCGUCGCCCCCAGGCAGGGCACAGCUGAAGCUCUUGGUGGCCUUGGCCCAGCCGGGUCUCUGUGUGUCCCCACAUGUCCCGUGUCCCUGUGGGGAGCCCCAGCUGGUGUCCCUGGCUCGUGUGGGGGCUGGCAGGGCUGGUGUGGGACCCUGCAUUCCCCCGCUCCCACGAUGGGGCUUCCCCUUUCAGUCAGGCGUUGGGCAAGGCUGGGCUUUCGGUGGCCGCGGCACUGCGGUGUCCCCGUGUGUGCUGAUGUCACCCGGGGCUCCCUGUCCCCGAUAUAAGUCCUGGCUGUGCUGGGGCACAGGGAGAGGGUCUCUACACCUGCUGCGUGUCCCCCAGACAUGUCCUCUGCUCCAGCCCCCAGGUCCCAGCGCCAGCCCCGAGGUCCUGUAUGGCUCUGCCUCUUGCUCCUGCUGCCCACCUCUGUCUCUGGCACCACCACCAAUCCUGGCAUCAAGGUCUGGCUGACCCAGGGGACACUGGAGUUUGGCCGGCGCUUUGGGCUGGAGCUGCUCCAGUCGAUGCUGCAGAGGGAGCACGAGCUGAACCUGACGGGUUCCUACAACAUCCCGCUCCUGGGAACUCUCACCUACGCUGUGCCACGGAUCCACAUCCACGAGCUGCAGAUGAACGAAUCCGCGCUGGGCUUUGCCGAGGACGUGGGGGUGAGGCUGACGGUGCAGCGCGCCCGAGUCCAGCUCAGCGCCGACUGGGCCGCCCAGCUGGGAGCCGUCCAGGACAAUGGCUCCGUGGAGCUCCGCAUGCAGGACGUGGCCGUGGCAGCGGUGCUGGGGGUGAGCGAGGACGGCAGCGGCCGCCCCACGGUUUGGAGUGCUGGCUGUGACACCCACGGCACCCACCUGCACAUGGAGUUUCACCGUGGAUACAGCUGGCUCUACAACCUGCUGGCCCCUCUGCUCCAGAGAACCCUGCGGCAGCAGCUGAACAAGCAGCUCUGCCUCGUGCUCCACAGGGGCGUUGACAGGCUGGACACUGCCCUCAAGAACAUGAGAGUGUCCACCCAGCUGGACACCAUUGCUGCCAUCGACCACUCCCUGCUGGCACCGCCAGCCUUCACAGAGGAGUAUGGGGACGUUGCCCUCAAGGGAGAGAUCUUCAGGGUGGGCACGUACCAGCAGAGACCCUCAGCGCUGCCUGUGGCACUGCCCAUGGCACUGCCCGUGGCACUGCCGGUGGCUUUGCCCACGCCCCUGCCCACGACACCGCCCAUGGCACACGAGCCCGUGCUGCUGGUGGCUGUCACCGAGUUCGUCGCCAGCUCGGCCGCCUUCACCUACUUCACAGCCGGGGCCCUGCGCAGGAACAUCUCCAGCGGCAUGCUCCCCCGGCGGUUCCCGCUGCAGCUGAGGACCAAGAGCAUGGAGGCGUUCGCCCCUCAGCUGCAGGAGCGCUAUCCAGACCAGCCCAUGGAGCUGCACCUCUGGGCCCGCCAGCAGCCCCUGCUCUCCUGCCAUCCUGAUGCCCUGCACGGGACCCUCUUUGGCUCUGCCGAGGCCUUCGUGGUGCUGCCCAACGCCACCCGUGUCCCUGCCUUCCUGCUGAACAUCGAUGCCAACGUGACGGGGAAGCCGACAAUCAGCGGGAACAGACUCGGGGGCACAGUGAGACUGACAGGGCUCCAUAUAACACAAGUGGCAUCAAACGUGGGCCCAGUGGAGGUGAAGCGUCUGGAGACCCUGCUGAAGUUCGGGCUGUGGCUUUUUGGGGUUCCCCGGGCAAACAAGUGGCUCCAGGCUGGCAUCCCCCUGCCCCUCCCGCACGGCCUCAGCCUGCUCAGACCCCGGCUCUCCCUGCAGCAGGGCUUCAUGCUCAUCGCCACGGACCUGCAGUACGAGCCGUGAGAGCACCUGCCUCGUGGGAGCCCUCCAGCCCUGUCCCUGCCACCAUCCCGGGAACCCUCCAGCCCUGUCCCUGUCACCAUCCCGUGGCCAUCGUGUCCCCGCGGCUGCCGAAGCGCCCAACCGCGGGAGCACCGAGCCCAUCCUCGGCGGGGAUUAAAGGGGAGCGCAGCCCAGCCCGGCGUGCUCUGGGGUGUCUCGGGGAGCCCCCUCACCCUGUGUCCCGGGCAGGGUCCCAUUCCCGACUCCACGACGGGGCAUGGCUGUGUCCUCUGCUGCCAGGGGCUCCGGCUGUGCCCUGGUGGGGUCCGGCCCCUCUGGGGCCUCCGGGCAGGUGGGGACGGGGCUGGUGGCCCUCGGGGACUGGGGUUCCCUGCAGUGCUCGCGGCUCUCUUGGUCACGGUGGUCCCCGUGCAGCUCCUCCCGCUGCCCACGGGAUGGUGCUCGUGUCCGUGUCCCGGCUCCCACCGCGUCCCCCGGGCCACGGAGCCCGCCCGGGCCCCGCCGCUGCCCCCGCCCCGGGGGUCCCCCGAGAGGACAGGGGAGGGGGCUGGGGAAGGCUGUCCUGCCGUGACAGGGAUGUGGGGUGGCUCGGCGUGCCCCAUGCUUGUGACAUGCCAGAAAAGGUGGAGUGUUUGUGUGCUCCAAACCGCCCUGAAGGAGCCCCCACAAAGGGAAGGUGCUCCUUUGGAGGGCAGCCCCGGGAAUGCGGGGGGCUGUGGGUCCCAGCGAGGUUGUGAGACCCCUGCCCUCCUCCUCCCAACGUGACAACGGGUGCUGAGCCCAUGUCCCCAAAACCAGCACCCCCAGCCCAGCUCAGAGCCUGCCCUGGGCUCCCUGUCCCCAUCACCCCUUAGUGCCCCCCCCCCCCCCCCAUCCCUCUGGACCACAGCAAACUGCCCUUGGAUCACCCCAACCCUUCCCUGGGCAGGGAGAGGACCUCAUCCCCAUCCAUCCAUCCAUCCAUCCAUCCAUCCAUCCAUCCAUCCAUCCAUCCAUCCAUCCAUCCAUCCAUCCAUCCACAUCCAUCCCUCCCUCCCACUGAACCCAACUCCUCUGGGCCCAAAGUCUCCCAAAUUCCCAACGAUUGCAAAGACCACAGCACCAGCAGCAGCUCGAAUGACAAAUUUAUUUGUGGAUUCACCUCCACCUGCAAACCGAAGCGUUCAAUGGGCUAAUGCUAAUCCUCGUGCUCCCCGUGCGGGCUCUGAGGCUCCGGCAUGAGGAGCACGAGUCCGUGCUCAGUGGCCAAGUGAGCUCCCCUGGAACCUCCACUUCUCCCCUCACCUCCAUCCCAGCUUGGCCUCUGCAGGGAGCACGGUCCCACACAUAAAUACGGACAGACAAGAUAACAAAAAUAGCAUUAAUAGUAUUCACAAAUGAAUUAAAAACUACUCGUAUAUGUACAGCAGAGCGCGGGCAGUAUGUACACGGACAAGCUGAGCCAGCUGUGUCUGCCCGCCGGGGGCUCCGAAGGACGAGGGCGUUUAUUCUGGAAGCUAAUUUCAGCUCAAAGGCCGGAGGUUCCCUGCUCCAGCAGCACAAGGAGCAGCGUGGGAAUGAGGGGGAGGGAAGGCAGACACCUCAGUCACUGCAUGCAGCCAUCACAGCCACGCACGGGCACAGGGAUCUGCCUGCACUACG